GUGAGGGACAACUAUCUCAAGCGUCCACCCGGCGGCGAGCCCAUUAAGUUGAGCACUUGCUUGCGGUUUGUGCGCAUGCACGACCUGGCAGACCGCAUUGCUGACGAAGUGCUGCUGACACCCGUUCUCUACUCCAUGCAUGAUGGCCAGCCACAGCAUGCCUACAACCUGGGGGAAGGCGAUGUUCGACUGCAACUUCGGCUCGUGUCCUUUGCCAUCUGCAAAGGGAAGCGGCUAGCUGCUGGCCGGCUGAUUGAGCGAUUUGGGUUGCUGGAUUUGGGGCUGGAGGACUUGGAAUUGCCCUGCUGGUCCGAAGCCCAAGGGCGCUUUCGGGAUGUGUGCCAAGCCUGUGUCCGGGAGGCAGAGGAGGCCGAGGAGAGGGAGCUUCGAGCUGCCAGUGAUCGGAAGAUGGCGGCGGCGGCAGAGGAAGAUGCAUGCUGCCUGCAGUUGCCUGAAGCCGUGGCAGCAAAUGUGUUCCUGGUGUCCACCGAAGCAGAGUUGCAAGAGAUCCGGGUUCGCCUCCAAUCUGUGGUGGAAAGCGCUCCAGCGGAUGGGCCUGACGCGGGGACCUUGCUUGGCAGGCGUGGCGCUGCCAUCGGCCUAGACACAGAGUGGAAACCUUUUUUGGAGAAGCGCGGGGGCAUGCAGAAGCAUCGAAGAAGCAGCCAGUCAGUGGUGUCCAUGGAGCCUUGCUCCACUCUCCAAGUGGCCGCGGAAGACUUCGUUGUUGUUUUCGACCUGCUGGCUUUAGCACCAGCAGACCGAGGCACUGCACAGACGUUGUCGGCGAUUCUGACUUCACUCUUCAACCACCGUGGGAUUGUGAAGUUGGGCUUCGGGCUGCAAAAUGACUUGCAGCGCUUGGCUGCAUCGUACCCCCACUUGGACUGCUUCAAGCAGAUUUAUGGCACGCUGGACUUGCAGGAAGCGUUGAUGGAGGCCCGUCGUAACAAGGGGCAGACAACCGGCCUGUCUUCUUUGUGCUUGGAGUUUCUUGGGUCUCCGCUAAGCAAGCGACUGCAAACCAGCGACUGGGGCGCCCGGCCGCUUCGCCCGGAACAGCUCUCCUAUGCGGCCCUUGACGCACAUUGCCUGCUGACCUUAGCAAGGACACUGCACAGCCACGACAGGGAGCCUGCAAUAAAGGCUGCCAUGCGGCUACAGGACCUGAAGGUUCACUCGGUGGCCCAGAAGAUGGUCGUCUCCGUAGCAGGCGUUGCAUUGCCAGCUGCGACGGUGGACGCAGAAGCCGUUGCCAAGGCCAGCCAGGACAUCGCCCUGAAAGGAUCGGAGAUACGUGCGAUGAAGGCAGCAGGCAAAGCCAAGUCCGCAUGGCAAGCCGAGGUGGCUGUGUUGCUGCAACUGAAAGCGCGAUUCCGGGAGCUAGCUGGUGUCGACUGGGUACCCCCUGUAUCGCCUGCUGUCAGCUGA
Messenger RNA from Symbiodinium pilosum, 1431 nucleotides. The record is from the annotation of a GenBank genome assembly. Lineage: Eukaryota; Dinophyceae; Suessiales; Symbiodiniaceae.